Molecule: messenger RNA, 746 nt
Organism: Gongylonema pulchrum
Lineage: Eukaryota; Metazoa; Nematoda; Chromadorea; Rhabditida; Gongylonematidae
Source: the annotation of a GenBank genome assembly
AUGCAAUUUCUUUUAAUCCCGGAGCGACCAGCAGUAGAAAUUGGGUCCAAAAACGAUGGGCUUUUCGGUGUUGAACUGCUGAAAAAUCCCGCGGGAUUCAAAUUGCUCAAUGAAAAAGUCAGGAAACGCUCUUUCGAACUGGUUGAAAAGGUACUGCUGAUUUUCACGUCUAAUAAAAUUUAUCAGAAUUUUUCUGAAAAAAAUUUUUUCUUCACGAAGUUCGGCUAUUCUUCUUUGGUUCUGCAAGCAGUGGCCCGUGGGAUGAACGCCGUGAAGGUUUUAAAUACGCGAUCGGAUUUGUAUGAAGCACUGAAGAAUUCAAUGCAGCUCGAAAGCGAUUGCUUAACUGAUGUUGACAGGCGUACAGUUCUUUUAUUCCUUGAUGACUUCGAGCAAUCCGGCGUUCAUUUAUCCCAGAACAAGAAGGAAGAAUUUGUGAGGCUUAGCGACGAGAUAUUUAUGACUGGUGCACAGUUCGCUCAUGGCGCCGAACAACCUGUAGCCGUUGCACCAUUUUAUAGCAAAAUGUACCGCACGAAACGACAACUGCACGGUCCAAACUCACUGACAGUUAGCAGAACAACCAGACGGUGGUCCUACGCUACUUACUAUGCGCAUAAUGAUGAACAGGUAAGUACAUUUUUGGGGUUUUUGACAUAUCAUGGUAUUUUUCUAACUCUUGGAGUGCCAAAAAGCAUGUGUUCACUAGAAUUGGAAGUGACUUUUGCACCACUCCUUAAAUAAAG